UAGGCUGUCAUUUUUAUUAAAUUUUUGUUUAUGUUUCUCUUUUAUAUGUUUUAAAUUAAAAAAAUUAAAUAAAAAUAUUUAUAAUAUUAUAAAAAUAUGAGUGAUCUUAUGUUAUAUGGAACAACGCUUUCUGCAGAAUCUAUAAAAGUUAUCGCUGAGAGUAUAGGUGUUGGUUCAUUACCUGAUGAUGCCGCAAAAGAAUUAGCUGAAGAUGUAUCAUAUAAAUUAAAACAAAUAGUUCAAGAUGCAGCCAAAUUUAUGCAUCAUGCGAAAAGACAAAAAUUGUCAAUAAGUGAUAUAGAUCAUUCGUUAAGAGUUCGUAAUAUUGAACCACAGUAUGGAUUCACAUGUACUGAUUUUAUUCCUUUUCGAUUUGCUUCUGGUGGUGGUCGUGAGUUACACUUCACAGAGGAAAAAGAAAUAGAUUUAGCUGAAAUAAUUCAUGGAGCUCCGCCAAAAGUACCCUUAGAUAUAUCAUUAAGAGCACAUUGGUUAUGUGUUGAUGGUAUACAACCAACUGUACCGGAAAAUCCACCACCGUUAUCAAGAGAACUUCAAGCACUCGAGUCAGUGAAUCCUGUUGUAAAAUUAGAACAAGGUUUGACUAAAGAUGCUGCUAGUAAACCGGCUAUAGGAAAAUUACACAAAUUAAAAAAUGUUGAGACUGUUCACGUUAAACAACUUGCCACACACGAAUUAUCUGUGGAACAACAACUUUAUUACAAAGAAAUAACUGAAGCUUGUGUUGGAGCAGACGAACCUAGACGUGGCGAAGCUUUACAAUCGUUAGCUUCAGAUCCUGGUUUACACGAAAUGUUACCUCGUAUGUGUACAUUUAUAGCGGAAGGUGUAAAAGUUAAUGUUGUUCAAAAUAAUUUAGCUCUCCUUAUAUAUUUGAUGCGAAUGGUUAAAGCACUUUUAGACAAUCCAUCUUUGUACUUAGAAAAAUAUUUACAUGAACUUAUACCAUCAGUUUCAACUUGUAUAGUAUCAAAACAAUUAUGUAUGAGACCUGAAUUAGAUAAUCAUUGGGCACUGAGAGAUUUUGCAGCUCGAUUGAUGGCCCAAAUUUGCAAAAAUUUCAAUACUUCAACGAAUAAUUUGCAAACUCGUGUUACAAGAAUAUUUAGUACUGCGUUGCAAAAUGAUAAAACGCAUCUUUCAUCACUAUAUGGAGCAAUAGCAGGUCUUUCAGAAUUAGGUGGUGAAGUUAUUAAAGUAUUUAUAAUACCUAGACUGAAAUUUAUAUCUGAGAGAAUAGAAUCACAUCUUCAAGGUCCCACUUCUAGUAAUACAGAUAAAAUUGCAGCAGGUCAUAUCAGAGCUAUGUUACAAAAGUGUUGUGCACCCGUAUUAAAAACUAUGCGUAAUCAGCCAGAUUUAGUAGACGAUUACAAGCGAGACUAUGGUUACAUUGGACCAACUUUGCAUCAAGCUGUAGCUAAAGCUAGAAAUGCACCAACGCCUGCCACAACAACCACUGGCAAUAAUAUUACCACAACAACAACAGUAUCAAUUGUUAAUACAACAAUUGCAACUGCAGCAACGACAGCAAGUCGAGCGCAAAUAUUACAAACAACUCCACGUAUCACUAGUUUAUAGUACACUUCAGGAAAUAUAUAUUUUUUUUAUUUAUAAAAUAAUGCAAUAAAAUUGAAAAUACUAUUCAAUUCAUUUUUAAAAUAAAUGUAAAUUAAGAAAUUAUUAAAGAACGUGCGAUUAAGUCAAUUUGAAGUGUUACUUCAAAUCUUAGCAUGCACUUUAUAUGUAAAAAGCAC
This is a messenger RNA of Condylostylus longicornis, 1778 nucleotides long. It is a transcript of the gene Taf6, whose product is annotated as transcription initiation factor TFIID subunit 6. The transcript is spliced from 5 exons. Lineage: Eukaryota; Metazoa; Arthropoda; Insecta; Diptera; Dolichopodidae. The record is from RefSeq and is a predicted model, not a curated record. Gene Ontology annotation, cellular component: SAGA complex; transcription factor TFIID complex; SLIK (SAGA-like) complex. Gene Ontology annotation, molecular function: transcription coactivator activity; RNA polymerase II general transcription initiation factor activity; protein heterodimerization activity. Gene Ontology annotation, biological process: transcription initiation at RNA polymerase II promoter; RNA polymerase II preinitiation complex assembly. Bases 97 to 1602 code for a protein of 501 amino acids.